Molecule: messenger RNA, 3595 nt
Organism: Talaromyces proteolyticus
Lineage: Eukaryota; Fungi; Ascomycota; Eurotiomycetes; Eurotiales; Trichocomaceae
Product: putative importin beta-5 subunit
Exons: 3
Coding region: 194-3310 (1038 amino acids)
Biological process (GO): protein import into nucleus
Cellular component (GO): nuclear envelope; cytosol
Molecular function (GO): small GTPase binding
Source: RefSeq, a predicted model, not a curated record
GGCAGAUCUAAAGGGGAAACCACCGUGAGAAAAAGCAAAAAAAAAAAAAAAGAGAGAGAAAUAGCUCUCACUUUGAAUUACGCGUCAGACGACGCGCUCGAAUGCUGGCCACCACCUAGCACCUCAUUACUCAUUACUGAUUAUAAUCAGCUCGCGACUUCUCCCCUGUUGCUAUCCCACAACACUGCCUGGCAUGGAGCAGGAGCUCCUCCAGCUGCUGGCAGCGACCCAAUCCCCUACCGCCGACACUCGGAAAUCUGCAGAGCUGCAGCUGCUGCACUUAUAUUCGAAUGAAGCGUUUCCCCUGUCGCUCGUCGCCGUUGCAUCUCACGACUCCGUCGAUGCUGCUCUGCGUCAGUCUGCCCUAUCCGUCUUGCGUGCCUUUAUCCUAGCUGCCUGGUCCCCGAAUCUUGAUGAAUUCAAAGGCCAAGUGCUCAUCAAUGAUACCAACAAGACUACUGUGCGCCGUGCUGUCCUCGACCUCGCCACUACCACCGAGACCAACCGCAAGGUCAAGUCGUCUGCCAGCUACGCUGCGAGCAAAAUCGCUGCUGCUGACUUCCCUGACCAAUGGCCAGACUUGCUUCCCUCCCUCCUCAGCAUCAUCAAUGACCCGAAUAGCAGUGACGGCGCCUUACAUGGUGCAUUGAAGGUGUUGCUAGACUUGGUGGAUACUGGUUUCAGCGAGGAGCAGUUCUUCAACGUCGCCCGCGAGCUUGUCUCGACGCUAUUUACUGUGGCCACGAAUGAGUCACGCAAGUCUCUUCUGCGAGCAUUGGCUGUCUCGGUCUUCCGAUCAUGCUUUGACACCUUGGAAAUGGUGCUCGAGCAGCACAAAGCCGCCGUCAAACAAUUCAUGGAUGAAGCUCUUACCGGCUGGUCCCCUUUCUUUCUGAACGUGAUGAAGGCACCUCUACCACAGCGUCCAAGUGAAGAGGAUGAAUUUAAGGAGGACGAUCUCCCUACACAAUGGAGGGGAGCAAUCGCGUUGAAGCUACAGUCGGUCAAGACUGUAAUGAAGAUCCGCUUGGUUUUCCCGACUCUCUUGACCACACAAAGCCCUCAACUGUUUACUACACUGUGGGAGGAAUUGUCCAAUAUCCAAGGCCACUAUUUCGAUAUGUAUAUCGAGGACGAGCGCCAGGGCCGAUUGGAGGACGCUGAUGGCUUGCCAUACACACUAGACUAUCUUGUUCUUGAAGAGAUCGACCUCAUGCAGGCUUUGAUCAAGGCACCACCCGUCAAGGCCGAACUGCAGGCACAACUUCAAAAUGCGGGCCAAGCUGCAACUACUUCUGGGUGGCUUCUAGAAAUAAUCAAACUUGCUACGUCUUACGCUCAAAUCACAACAGAAGAGGAGGGCUUGUGGGAGAUUGACGUGAACCUUUUUUUGUCAGAGGAGACCUCUGUUACAGCCAACUAUACACCAAGAGCAUGUAGUGGUGAUCUUCUCAUCAAGCUUGGAGAGUGGCUCAAAGUCACUGUUGCACAAGCAUUGGUUGGCUACAUCAACAAUCUUUUUGCUGACUCCUCAUCGUCAUGGAAGCUACGAGAGGGCGCACUCUAUGUUCUGAACCAACUGCUGCGCGACUUCAACGAGGUCGAGAAACAGAUUCCUGUAGAUGUGGCAUCUGGUUUCACCAAUAGCAUUCAAUUGGCUCUUCAAAAUGAACAGGAUUUCUUGCGUGCUCGCGGAUAUCUCGUUGCUGGUGCGCUGGCUCAAACAGCAGAGACCGGAUUCCAGCAAGUUGCGGCUGGCUACCUCGAUGCCACGAUGAAAGCGAUUUCACAGGACUCAUCCGAAGUUGUCCAGGUUGCUUCCAUCCGUGUUCUGCAAGAUCUUUUACCUGCUUUACCAUCAACCACAACACAGCCUAUGCAAAUCCCGAUAAUCAGCUCGAUCUCUGAAUUUAUCUCGUCCCAUGAUUUAAGGGAGGAUGCAGAUAACGACGAUCUCAAAGUAACUCUUGCCGAAACGUUACGUGACACGAUCAUGAUUGAAGCCAACGUUGUUCUUGACUCAGCAGCACUCGAUAUUUUAUUCAAUGUGGCUAGCAACGGAGCAGGCAACUUUCAUCUAGUGAUGGUUGUUACGGAAGCGUUCGAAGACAUUGUGCAAUACGUUUCGCAACAAGGAUUUGAUGCGUAUGUGCGACUAUGUGAGAAAGUGCUUCCAUCUUUAACUGGUGCUAUUGAUGUUGGAAAUAUGACUGAAGAGAGCGCGCUUACCGUUCUGGCUGCCGACCUCCUUCGUGCCUUGGCUGACUAUGGCUCGGAACCUCUUCCUAAUGGAUUCGUUGCGACUGUCAUGCCGAAGCUGAACAGGCUACUACUCGACUCCAAUGAUGGAGAGCUCAUCCGUCCUGCUACUUUGGCAGUCCGUCACAUCUUGGCCCAUGACUUCAAUCAAUUCAUCUCAUGGCGCGAACCAGAACAAGGCAAGGAAGCUAUCGAAACUGUUUUGGUGAUAAUCGAUCGUCUCUUAGGACCUAAUGUGGACGACAUUGCAGCAGCUGAGGUGGGCCAGCUUGCUGCAGAAUUGGUAGAAAAAGCAGGAUCGGAAAAGCUGGGCCCUUACUUACCCCAGUUACUCCAAGCAGUUGCACAGCGUCUGAAUACUGCGCAACAGCCCCAAUUUAUUCAGAGUCUUAUUCUUGUAUUCGCCCGUCUAACCUUGAUUAGCGCUCGCGAGGUGGUUGAUUUCUUAGCGCAAGUCAACCUUGGUGGACACAGCGGUUUGAACGUUGUGCUGAGUAAGUGGCUGGAAAACUCGGUCAAUUUUGCUGGAUAUGACGAGAUCAAACAAAAUAUCAUUGCGCUGUCUAAGUUGUAUAACCUCGAGGAUCCUCGCGUUGCGCAAGUGCAGGUAAAAGGUGAUCUCAUCAUUCAAGAUACUGGGCGGAUCAAGACUCGGUCUCAGGCUCGCAACAAUCCAGACCAAUUCACCAGCGUUUCGGCCAAUUUGAAGAUCAUCAAGGUUCUUGUAGAAGAGCUGGCUGGUGCGUCUGGCAACAAGGAUAUUGACGCGGCUGCUGCCGCCGCUUUGGAAGAGGCAGGUGGCAGCGAUGAUGAUGAGUGGGAAGAUAUUCCAAGCAAUACAUUAGACCUUAGCCUAGGCGUCACGAAGCAAGAGCUUAUGGCGUAUGGAGAGGGUGGCAGUGAAAGCGUCUUUGCCGUUCGAAAGCGAGAUGAUGAAACGCAAGGUUUCCUCUUGCAGUUCUUCCAAGAAGCGUCAUCGAAGCCAGGUUUUCAAGAAUUAUUCGCCGCGCUGACACCGUCGGAGCAGGAGAAACUGAGGAGUUUGGGAUGAAGAAAAAACCUGCAAUAUAGAUGAUGUAAUUAAAAGACAAACAGGCAGAAACAGGUUACGAUGUGACGUUGACUCGCUCUACACAUAGCAUAGACAUACUAUUCUUUACUUGUACGUAGACAUUCCAUAUCUUGCGUAGCGGUCGGUGGCUUGAAAAACUGCACGAAUUGAAGAAGCAAUAACUCUAGGCUAAAUGUCGCUCACGACUAAAGUGUGUAAUGUAUCAAGUCAAUAUCUGGCUAGCUGAAUUCAGGAUUAUUACUACGUCGUAUUCACAGAUGAUGC